AUGGACGCGGACGCUAGCCUAGUCGGCUCUCUCGUCGACAGGCUGGCCACGAGGCUGCCCCAUCGCACAGGCACGAAUGGCUCGACGCUGCCCGACGACAACAUCCUCUCCGUCACGCGCGCCACUCUCGUCGAGUUUAGCAAGGUCUCCAUAGAAACCGUUCUCGAAUCGCUCCUCAGCCUGCUCGAGGGGCUCGCGCGCCCCUUUGAGACCGUCUCGUCUCACCCCAACCAUGUGCUCCUCUCCGAGCUCCACGUCUUGGCCCUCGCCGCCGAUUGCUGCUCGGCCAAGUGGAAGAGCCUGAAGCACGGUGUCAAGAGCGACGCCCGGGGCGACGAUGGCGAUGUGGACGACGAAGACGACGACAACGACGACGAUGAGACAGAAGACGACGACGACGACGACGACGACGAUGUACCGCGCCCACCACCCCUCGACAAAGUCCUCGUCAAUCGCAUCCUCGACGCCCUCAAGAGGCUACUCGAGCCUAUACCAGACGAGUACCAGCUCCCCCCGUCCACGCUUCUGGACCAGGUCUCGCAGCGCAACGUGACGAUCCCACGACUGCACCAGCCCAAGAACCCGACAGCCGCCUCCGAGCUCCUUGACGCGCACCUGGCCGAGCUCGACACGUACGUCAAAGUGGUGAUGGAGUACGUCACGGCGUCCAGCUGGAAUGCAUCCUUCGACUACUUCAGAAAUGCCAUCUACGCGAUACGAAGCAGCAUGGCUGCAGGUGGCCUAGAUGCCCCCAAGUCCGCCGUUGACGCGGAAGUAUCCGCGCUAGUUGUCGUCCGGUUGCUGUCCUUCUUCUGGGUGGACGGGCCCAAGUUGCGUCUUGUGAUCCAGGAGAUAUGCUCGAGCUAUCUGCACUUCCGCAGGCCAUACCAGGACGCUGUGGCAGUCGUGGUCCCCCUGCUGAUCACCAGGUGGAUUGAUCGCUUCCCGGCUGAAUUCGUGCAGCUUCACGUCCGACGAAGGCGACUCGAUGUAUCCGCCGAUACACUGUUCGACAUGGCGCAACGGGUAUCGGAUGAUGCAAAGCGCCGGAUGCUCCACGUGCCUCUGCAAACCUGUCUAUUGUUCUUGCUUCCCGAUAUCUUUGAGGUGGCAAGUAACCUCAAGGAGGCUAAGAGCGGCGGAAUCGUCAAAAAGGUGUCCUUUUUGGAUGGACUGAAGAAGUCCCUGCGCAACGGUCAUGAAUCAGCCGCCUUUUGCCUCGUGGCUCUGCUACGCGCGGCUCGCCACUUUCACGCUGAGAGUGACGCGGCGCUGGUAUCGUACGCGCUUGACGUGCAGGAUGAAGUGCGCGAAGCCGUCUUCCAGCGACCCAUUUCUGGAGGCCCUUCACCAUCGCCAACACAGUGGCUGGACACAUCGCCAUUCGGGCAGGAGAUUAUGACAGCCGCCUUUGUGGCCCUGGCUCACUUGAAUCUGGACGGCUCUACAGAGCCCUUGGUGGACAGCUGCGUUGCGCGUUCUGCGCCUGACAGUUUCAAAGUGGCGGCUGUUCAAGCCUGCUGCUACUUUGCGCGGCAACCUGAUAAUGCCAAGUACGGUGAACUAUUUGACCAGCUACAGCCUUUCAUGCAAUCGCAGCUGGAAUCCGAGACCAAGUAUGGUAUCGACUCGCGCAAACGAUCCGUCGCGAGCAAAGACGGAGCCGACAUGAUUUGUAGCGUCCUGGACUUCCUGGACGCAGCGCCCCGGCGCCUCAUUACCGGUUCCGUCAGCAUCAACUCACCCACCAACUUCUUCCGCCCUUUCUUGCUCUGUGUCUUGUCGCCCGAGAUAACAAUUCGUCGACGAGCCAUCAGCGUGGCGCAGCGGCUGUUCAAUGACCAUGGAGAGGCGUUCCGCGAGGUCUACAACGGACGGGCCCUGGACAGCAUCACGCUGCGGAAGGACCUGUGGGGACGAAGCUCGAGGGUACUGAUCUCGCUGUGUGAGCGCAUUGCUGCGCAGACGAGCGACUCUGCCCUUUCUACAUUGCACGAUUGCUUGAAGGCACGGCUGUUACUGCUCGAGAACAUCCCAGAACUCUCCGAGGUCCCCAACGACGUCUCAGAUGUCGUGCAAGCCUCGUCGAAGCUGGAGACCAUACUUCUCGUGUCAUUAUGCUCUGCCGACCCCGAGGUAUGCCAGUUGGUGACUUCCUGCAUUGGCAUAUUCUUGGAGGAGUGCUCCGUGAUUGACCAAGUUGCUGAGUCCGCCAAGGCAUCAGCCUCGGUGCUGCGCAAUGGCGACAUUUUCCGCGAGAUCGCGUCACCGGAGUUCCACUUCACGGGCUUGGUUGCCUUUCAGAAACGGAACCGUGGUUUGUUGCGGCGCAUGCAGUUCCCGACAACAGGUAUUCUGAACGCUUGGGAGACGGCAUUCGAUAGAUGGAUACACCUUGCCAAGGAUGUCUCUACCACGAGCACGGAUGCCGUCGAUGACAAGGCACUUGCAGAGUGGCGCAACUUCUCAGGCUUCCUUGCUUCUUUAGGCGGAAUAUGUGUCGCUGACCAGGCUAUCAUCCUGGAAGAACCCGCUCUCGGAGGCUUGAAGUGGAUCGACCGACUCUCCUCGGAGAAUUACGAAGAGACGUUGCUGACGAGAUACCUGCGCCUGAGCAUCCAGCUGCUCGCAUGCGCCAAUGUGCGCGUACGUGAGGCCAUGCGGGAUGUUUUGUCCAGUGAGGUUUCUCCGUCGCUGUAUCAACCCCUGUUCCGCGCUCUGGAGUCUGAACUCGAGGUCCUCUUCACGGGCGCUCUGGCAACAUCUGACAAGGCCCAAGACAGUGAGAUCAUCUUCGCGGAGCAGGGCGCGUCGCUUCUGCGCGCCCUGGUGGAGAGAUUGACAACGCCAUCUGACCUUGGCGCGGCGUCUUCUAUUCAUCUCGGCGUGUUGACGCUGAACUUUGCCAAAUUCCUAGACGGGGUCCCCGAAAGUUCGGACACCCUCAGAGUCAAGAUCCGUGUCUGCCAUCUGUGCGAAGCGGUCACGAAAAGAAAGGAGCAUCUCAAUCUUCGCGACGAUGUGCGAAUACGGAACCAGUUGUUGGAAUGCAUAUUUGGGUGGAUUGCCCGGCCACGAUCAUCACACGCUGAGCACAACGGACACUCAGCUCGCCAAGAUGACAUGGCGCGUCUUCAAAGAGACCUUGAUAAGGCUUGCCUCAGGUCAUUGUCGGAUCUCACCUAUCGCUUGCCCCUUCAGCCAUCCGAAAGCCAGACUGACGCCGGCAUGAGUGAGAUCAAGUCACAGAUGUUCCACACCUACUUCAACCGCUUCCUCUCCUUACUGAAUCAUGAGACUCCAGAGUCGGGCCGCAACGAAGCCACCGUUGGUCCCGCUGUCAGAGAGGAUACCAUCUCGAAUUCCGACCUGGCCAUCACCAUCCUCUCAAACCUCCUCAGCGCCAACAUUGACGUUGGUCUGAAGCAUUCGCUCAGCAUUGGAUACCACGAAAACCCCGAGAUCCGCACAGCUUUCGUGCGCGUUCUGUACAACAUUCUUGUCCAAGGUACCGAGUUCAGCAACUUGACCGACUCUGCUGUGAGCGAGAAGUACGAAGAGCUGCUUGAACUGCUCACAAAAGAUCUGUCCCUCGCUGUUUCCAUGAGCUCCAUCUGCCCGAGCACGGAAGUUGACGAGGUUGCCAUCUGCCUGCUCACCGUAUUCGAGCAACGAGGGCUCACCUUUGAACUGUUUGAGGCUCUGAUCAAGCAGGAGGUAGAAGACACCAACAAUGAGGCGGAGCUUCUCCGGCGCACAUGCGUGCCCACCAAAAUGCUCUCGGUGUAUGCCAAGUGGAAAGGAGCGCAGUACCUCAAAGACACGUUGCAAAAGGUUCUUGAUAGACUCAUGCUCAAUUUCCAAGACCUCGACCUUGAGCUCGAUCCGGCGCGUGUUGGCUCGGCGGAGGAGUCGAAGAAGAAUGCGCUGCAAUUACGCAUCGUGGCAAAGGUAUUCAUUGACAACAUUUGCGCGUCUGCGGCGAGCAUCCCCCCGUCUUUCCGCAAGAUCUGCCACAUCAUCCUCAAUGCGGUCGAGCCACGCUUUCCGGAUGCCAAGUACACUGCGAUCGGCGCCUUCAUUUUCCUGCGGUUCUUCUGUCCCGCAAUCGUCGCCCCGGAUAUCGAGGGGUUGGCCACCAAGGCGCCUACCAAGGAGAUGCGCCGAGGUCUCUUGCUGAUUGCCAAGGUCAUUCAGAACUUGGCCAACAAUGUCCUGUUCGGCGUAAAGGAACCAUACAUGUUUCCGUUGAACGACUUUCUUGUGCAGAAUGUCUUUGACAUCACGGGGUUCUUGCACGAGGUGUCUGUGCCGCCGGAAAAGAUUGAAGGGCCAGCAAACGUGGAUCUGUUCGAUUUCGGUUCAUGCGUAGCGCUGCACCGCUUCCUCUAUGACCACUGGGACCAUGUUCGCCAGACACUCGUCUCUAGGGAGAGACGGGAGUACGUCCGGUCGCCAGGAGAACUAUCGCGUGGCCGCUCGCCGCUGCUCGAACCCAUUCGCAACCUCAUUGCCAACCUCGGACCACCUCCAUUAGCCGUGUCGUGGAAUCGGCCUCUAGUAUCUUCCAACAGUCCACCACUAUACUCCCGAUUCCAGAAUUUCAUGCUGCGCAAUGCUUUCAGGAGCACCGAGUCCUUUUUGACAGCCAGAGCUGUCUAUGAUGGUGGUGAGAGCAGAGACGGGCUCUCCAUCAUCUGCAUCAUCCUCAGGAACAUUGAGGCAGAGGGGAUCGAUCACGACACCUUGCUGUACUGUUACCUCAAAAUUGCGAGCAGGCUUUGGCAUGAACCGUUUGGACUUCUCAUUGAUGCAACAUGCUACAAUGGUCGCAACGAGCCACAAGAUGAGCUGUUUCGCAUGCUCGAACUGCUCACGCCAACAGAGCUGGCGCGCAGUCUUUCCCGAAUUUACGUAUACAACAUGAACAACGCCUUCAAGCGCUGCUUCAGGCGACUCCUGAGAGUCUGUACCCGCAACGAAGCGAGCGUUUUCCAUCCGAAGAAUGUCGAAUACCACCUUGUCGGAAAUAUGGAAAGUUUGCAAACGCACUUCAACCUGAACCAGCUUCACCUCCCAAAGGAGACGAUCAGCGUCAUUCAAGAUAGCCGCUUCGUUUUCAAACCUGUGACGCGGCUGUCCAAAUCAAAGGGCAAGAUAGAGGUGAUCAUCAAGGUGGGCGACCAAUUCGUCCAGAUCACCACGUCCAGGAAACAAGAUGUCUUCACUGGAUUCCGGAUGAGCACAACGGUGAACGACGUCUUCCGCUUGGGAGACAUUGAUGAAGCUGCCACGUCUAUACAGACGGAAGAUGACUCUGCUUUUGGUCUGCGAGCCGACGGCGGUAAGAUUGUCAUGUACUUUACGAGUCCCAUGAAGGCGGACAUUCUUCAGAGCGUGCGAGGCGCCAAGAGCAUCCAGGGCAAGGACAGCAGAACACACAAGCCAACAGAGAGGUUGAUCCGACCACAGGAUGUCCCUGGCACGCUCCUCAACUUGGCCUUGACAAAUCUAUCCAGUGCAGAUCAUGUGCUCAGGGUUUCAUCGUACAAUCUCCUCGGAGCACUUUGCAAGGCCUUCAAGUUCAGCUCAGCUGCGAAGCUUGUCUGUGCCAAAGAUCUGUCCGUGCCUCUCGACGCCAGUAAUUUCAUCGUCAGUAUGAGCAAGGAGCUCGCCAAGACGGAGCCGCAACUGACGUCUGACUUCUUGACCGAGUUCUUUGUCGGCUGGGAGAGCUUCCCCGAAGAACAGAAGCCAUUGAGUCUAGCUUACAUGGCCCCGUGGCUGGCUGGUUUGCGAACCAACGUUCUCUCCAGCGAGCAGGAUCCCGAAAAGGGCCGGGAGCGCGUUGCGCUACUCAUUCGAAAGCUCAUUGACGUGGCCAUUAUUGAUCACGCCCAAUCGUACACGCUGCAGCAGUGCGUUUGGCCGGCCAUUGCACAGGACGAGGUUCUACUUGAAAUCUUCCUCGAUGAGAUAAUGAAGACUUCGAUGGGCUAUAGCAAUCACGACGAGGCACUCGAAAUCAUCUCGUCCAUCGUCGCUGGCGUCGGGAGCGUCACGCUGCGUGGAAAAAUCCUCUCCAGGCUUCGCAAGGCUCUGAAUCGCUCCUCGGUGAGACCAACCAAGUACCUACCAGACAAUGCUGUGUGGGCGGAGAUCUGUAUUCUGCUGCACUUCUGCCUGGCUCUAUCUUUCGAUAACGGCAUCCAGGCCCAGCUAUUUCUUCCCGAAGUCUUCCAUGUCGUGACUAUGCUGUUCAACACGGGCAGCCAGUCCGUCCGCAUGCUGGUGUACAAGCUGCUCAUCAACUCUGUCCACGCGGCGUGCACAUCGUUCGCGCUGGACGACAUCCCGGCCAGCAAGCUGAGGGCGAACCUUGAGGCGCUGGGCGAGCCCAAGGGCGACAUUUUCCCUAUACAUCCCACGUUUGCACGCGAAGGGGCGUCCAUCUCGACGGCGCAGGAUUCUGGCGCCACUCUAGCCGCGACCGAGCAUCUAGCCGCUGUUCUUUUCGAUAUUUGCUACACGGCUGCCCCGUCUUUGGAUAUGUCCAACGCCUGGCGAUCACGAUGGAUGAGUUUGGUGGCUAGUACCGCCUUCCAGAACAACCCUGCUAUUCAGCCAAGAGCAUUCACGGUCAUGGGCUACUUGGCGCGUGAGGAGGUGGACGACGAUUUGCUAUACCAGGUCUUGGUGGCCUUGCGUAGCAGCGUGGGCAGGUUUGAGGAGGAGAGCAGCACGGAGAUGUUGGUGUCCAUCACGACAUCCCUUUCCAAGAUGAUGGCCAAGUUGCCAUCUGCGUCCCGCUACGGACUGCAGUUGUUCUGGCUGGCGAUAUCACUUGUCAGGCUCGUCCCCUCAGCCAUGUUCAAUUGCGCCGCCCAGUUCCUUGAAUCGGUGCUUGCCAACAUUGGCACUGUAGGGGACGUCAGGGGGGAGAACAUGGUCUUCCUGCUGCUUCAGGGCCGCGAGCAGCUCGAUGAGGCCGCCAUCGCUCUGGAUGAAGCACCCACGACGAUGCGCGUGCUGUCGGCCUUUUUGGAAAUGACCACAACUCCUCCAGAGCAGGAGCCUCAUUCUGGUGCGCCUACUGUGUCCAGUUCGCCGUAUCUGGCCCUGAUCCGAGCCAGAGCCACCGGCCACGACGAGCUGAGAGACAGUCUUUGGCGAGCCGGCAUUGACCCAGAGGACCCUGCGUCCGAGACCGUCAACUACCAAGGACGACGUGACGUCCGGACUUUUGCCGACCAUGAGCUGCUGCUCAUCACAGUCAUGGAGAUGGUUGACUUUCAGUACCUCGAAGACGCUGUACAGACACGAAGUCUUCAGUGGCUGAAUGCACUUGCCCAGGCCCGCCCUGCCGUGAUGAUACAUCUGUGCGGUGCCAUGCGAACGAUCCUGGACGACGUGCUGUUACACGGACAGAACUCGGCACCUCUCGAGGCAGCCCAUGCGCUGCUACGAACAUUGACCUCCAACAAGAAAUAUGCACGCGCGAUGAACUCGGGCGGCUCCAUGGCCGAGAUACUGGAACAAAACGGCUUUGGCGGUCUGUGGCGCUCGUGCUCCAUGGGCGCUAUGGACGACAUCCAUCGAGACUGCUUUGACUUGACCGAAAAGCUCAUUGAGCUCAUUAUCAUUUAG
Messenger RNA from Emericellopsis cladophorae, 7647 nucleotides. Its product is annotated as Neurofibromin-like protein. Lineage: Eukaryota; Fungi; Ascomycota; Sordariomycetes; Hypocreales; Bionectriaceae. Gene Ontology annotation, biological process: regulation of GTPase activity. The record is from RefSeq and is a predicted model, not a curated record. The transcript has 5 exons. Bases 1 to 7647 code for a protein of 2548 amino acids.